AUGGAGGUCAGCACGGAGAAGUGGAAGAUUAUGGUGAACAGCACAACCAACACCAGUGCAUACAUCACCAUGAACAACGAGAAGCUAGAAGAAAUGACCGGCUUCAAGUAUCGUGCAAAGAUAGUGGAAAUUGGACUGACGCGAGUCGGUGUAUUCUGUGUUGACUACGGAGAGAGCAUGCGGCAAUAUGCCACUCAGAUUGCCCAGCUUCCCUCCAAAUUCACGCUUCUUACUCCCCAGGCCAAGAAGUACCAGCUGGCAUUUGUGAAGCUACCAGACGAAACAGACCCAUUGUUCCAUGAAGCACAUUUCGCCUUCGAAACAGCCAUAAGGAAUCGUCAGCUCCUGUUGAACGUGGAGCAUUGCAUCGGUGACGUAGAAUCGGUGUCCCUGUCCGACCCAGAUUCUAGAUAUGAUGUCGCAAAGGGUCUGAUCAUCGCAAGGCAUGGGCGAGAAAAGGGGUUUAUCGAUGUCCUCACUGAGUACUACAACGAACAGAAGGUGGCCAAAUACAGCAAGAUCUGGGCUGAAGAGUCAAAGGAAGUGAAGGAGGCAUAUGAGUCUGAUAAUAAUCAGGUCACGUACCACAAGGUCGUUAUCACUAAAGUCGAUACUGACCUCAAGUUCAUUGCGCAGACUGUCGAGAAUGGUUCUCUUCUAAAAAAGCUGAUGGAGCAUCUACGAAUCGAAAUGAUGACCAACCCUCCGCUGCCCGGGGCCUACACACCGAAGACGGGGGACAUGUGUGCCGCGCCGUUCUCAGAGUUUAAUAUGUCCUUUUCAGGGCCGAUACAGUACAAUCAGUGGUGUCGUGCAAAGAUUAAGGAAAUUAAGGGAUCAUUUGUCGAGUUACUUUUUGUUGACUAUGGAGUGUCUGGCGAGAUACCCGCCAACGAGAUUGCUCGGCUGGACUCUAAAUUCACGCAAUUGAGUCCUCAGGCGCAGAAGUACAAGCUAGCAUUUGUACGGCCACCAGAUGACGAUUCCGCAAAGUUUGACGCGGAUAGGGCGUUCAAAAACAGCAUACUGCACCAUCAAUUCUUGUUGAAUGUGGAAAAUUGUAUCGGUGACGUAGAAAUGGUAUCCCUCUGCGACCUAGAUUCCAAAAAUAACGUCGCCAAGAGUUUGAUUACCGCCGGUCUUGUGUUGUGCGAACCGGGGCGAGAGCAGUGUUUUGUCAGUGUCCUCUCAGAGUACCAUAAGGCACAGGAAGUGGAAAAAAAGAUCAGGUGCACGGAUAGUGCAAAGGAAUCGCGCCACGGUAUCCACCAGUUUGUUUUGUCCCACCUCCAUGCAACAGAAGAAACGUUGUCAUUGGUGUGA
Messenger RNA from Dreissena polymorpha, 1323 nucleotides. RefSeq names its product staphylococcal nuclease domain-containing protein 1-like. Gene Ontology annotation, molecular function: nuclease activity; RNA binding. Gene Ontology annotation, cellular component: nucleus; cytosol. The transcript has 10 exons. NCBI's taxonomy places the organism in Eukaryota, Metazoa, Mollusca, Bivalvia, Myida, Dreissenidae. Bases 1 to 1323 code for a protein of 440 amino acids. The record is from RefSeq and is a predicted model, not a curated record. Gene Ontology annotation, biological process: mRNA catabolic process.